Armigeres subalbatus is the source of this 1386-nucleotide messenger RNA. RefSeq names its product protein mono-ADP-ribosyltransferase PARP16-like. Bases 194 to 1273 code for a protein of 359 amino acids. Gene Ontology annotation, molecular function: protein serine/threonine kinase activator activity; NAD+ poly-ADP-ribosyltransferase activity; kinase binding. Gene Ontology annotation, biological process: endoplasmic reticulum unfolded protein response. NCBI's taxonomy places the organism in Eukaryota, Metazoa, Arthropoda, Insecta, Diptera, Culicidae. The record is from RefSeq and is a predicted model, not a curated record. Gene Ontology annotation, cellular component: endoplasmic reticulum tubular network; nuclear envelope; membrane. The transcript has 2 exons.
UGUUUUCUUUCCAGAGUGCACUCUGUUUUCAUUUUUAUUCAAGUGUACACAAAAGAAAAUUCUUAUCAUAAGCUUAUCAUUCUACGUUCGAAAAAGUGUGAAAUUGCCUAAUAUCUCAGACAUAACAGUGAUAUUUUGUUCAGCACUCAGAGCAUAACUAUAUUUUGCGAGCUAGGAAGCAUAUUUUUUCUCAAUGGAUAACCCAAACUCUUCAAUGGCUUCGGAAAAACGUUCCUCCCUGAAAGAAGCAAUCGGUCGUGAUCCUUUGGCGGCCGAUUUUCGUCUGUCGCUGUUUGUGUCCGCCGCCCGGUCAUUCAAGUACGAUUCUUGCCUGCAACCAUUCCCACCGGACUUCGUUUCCAGCAACAAAGAGAAGAACAUUGACGAACUGAAUCGUAUCCUAGAAAGCAUCCAACCCUUGGCGGAUUUGAAUGUUGCGUCUUUGGAGGGCAAAUCAUUGGAUCUGCUGCACUGGAUCAUUUGCAAGCAAUCUAAUCCGGGAUUGCGCACGGUGCCGAAAACGGACUUCGAUGAUGUAUUUGCCAAAGCGCCCUGUUUGGCUGCCUUCCAGCGGCCACAGCAAAUUUUUGAAGUUGUAUACCGCGAGGACGCCCACUCGGAACGACGGUUCCGGGAGAAUCAGGAUCAAUUUAGCAGCUACUACGCGUACCACGGAAGCAAGUUGUUCAAUUUCUACUCCAUUUUGAAUUAUGGCCUGCAGCAACACCUCAACAAAACGGCAUUAUUUGGUGAGGGAAUUUAUCUGUCGGCAGAGCUUCAUGUGAGUCAAAUGUUCGCUCCUACCGGAGCUGGAUGGGCAAGGUCAGAUUUGGGUAGUCAUUUGGCGUGCACAGCGCUUUGUCAGUACAUUGACAAUCCGAGCUACGUCAAGUGCCAGGAAGAGAAUUCAAAUACGUCCGACAUACCGGAAAAGUACAUCUUGGUUAAGAAUAAUGAGUUGGUGCAGGUCAGAUAUUUGCUGGUUUACGGAAGCAAUCGAAGAAAGGUGGCAUCAAGUGAGGUAAGUAGCAAUCAGCCACAGUGGCAACAACGGGUGCAACCGAUGAUGGGUGAACGGGCGCGGCCAAGUCGGUGUGUGCAAUGGAUUGCGGCAAAUAAAAGUUGGCUCAUGGCGGGUGGGUAUUUCAUGAUGUUGUUUGCAAUUGGGCUGAUGAACAAUCCCAAUGCGCACUACAUGAAGCAAAUGUUUUUGCAAAAGAUCAAUCACGUCUGUAACGCAUUGUUUGGUGGGAUGAAUGAGAGAGAUGCAUGAUGGUUAGUGGGUGGAUGAGUAAUGUAAGAAUUUUUGGGUAUACUGCUUUAAAGUUUAAAUUAGAUUUAAGUCUGUAUUUGUAUUAUUUACAUAAUAUAACGUAAUUACAUUCA